GGGAGUGGGAGUGGGCGCGGAAGAGCACGGGUCGGCGCGGCAGAGCAUCGGCUUGGUUGUCGGAUUUCUCCGGCUUGGCCUCGCCGAAGACGGCGGCCAUCCUCAUCUCAUCAGUCAUCGCCGCCGGCAGGAACGAAGGAGAGAAGGCGCCGUUCACGUCUUUACGUGACUUGCCUUUGAAAGCGGAAAGACGCGGGGACGCCUCUCCCCCUGUCCCUCUGGGGAGACUUCCCUUUCGUCUCUUCCUCGCUUCGGUCCUCUUCCUCGAUUCCGGUGGGAAGGAACGGGACGGGAAUCGAACUGCGAUGGCCUCCGACUCGUUGGAGACGGCGAGGCAGCUGCUGGAGGUGACCUACACGACUGAGGCAGAAGCAACGGCGGAGGCGGAGCAGCUGCCCAGCCUACCCUCGGGGUUCUACGACGCCUUCGUCCUCAGGGGAAUCCGCGUCGUCCAGGCCCUCCAGCCCGGCACACUCCUCUGCCACUUCACCGUCCCUUCCAGACUACUCAAUUCGGGCGGCUUCCUGCACGGCGGUGCAACCGCCUCCCUAGUCGAUUUGGUUGCCUCCGCCGCCUUCGCCACUGCCGGCCUCCGCACCAGGGGCUCGCCCCUGGAGAUGAACAUCUCCUACCUCGAUGCUGCUUUUGCUGAUGAAGAGAUUGAUAUUGAAGCGAAGGUUCUGCGCGCUGGCAAGGCAGUAGGGGUGGCCGUUGUGGAACUGAAGAAGAAAUCUGGCAAAAUCAUCGCUCAAGCCCGCUACUCCAAGUAUCUCGGUGUAGCAUCUAGUAAACUCUGAUCUGACUGAAUCAACAAGGUGGCCUUGCGACAUGGCAGCAUGUUGUAAUCUGCUGGGUUUUAUUUUCCCCCCUACUGGUGCCUAUACUCUCAUGAUGCUAGCCCCCUGAGCAUAUGGUAGUAGGGUGUGGUGUGCUUGGACAAGUGUUACUACUGUCUAUAUGUGACAGAAAACAGCCUCAAUUCUGUUUCUUUGUGCCGUGCAGAUGGUAUUGUUGUAUACUAUAUUACUCACUCGAUGAGACUAUCAGCUAGUUAUUUAUUCUUGUGUCAUUGUGUACUCCUACAGUGGACCAUCUGUUAUCUCUGAUCCA
Molecule: messenger RNA, 1110 nt
Organism: Sorghum bicolor (sorghum)
Lineage: Eukaryota; Viridiplantae; Streptophyta; Magnoliopsida; Poales; Poaceae
Product: acyl-coenzyme A thioesterase 13
Exons: 3
Coding region: 306-797 (163 amino acids)
Molecular function (GO): fatty acyl-CoA hydrolase activity
Source: RefSeq, a predicted model, not a curated record